Messenger RNA from Cordyceps fumosorosea ARSEF 2679, 1911 nucleotides. Its product is annotated as arginyl-tRNA synthetase. The transcript is spliced from 3 exons. Bases 1 to 1911 code for a protein of 636 amino acids. Gene Ontology annotation, cellular component: mitochondrion; cytoplasm. The record is from RefSeq and is a predicted model, not a curated record. Gene Ontology annotation, molecular function: arginine-tRNA ligase activity; ATP binding. NCBI's taxonomy places the organism in Eukaryota, Fungi, Ascomycota, Sordariomycetes, Hypocreales, Cordycipitaceae. Gene Ontology annotation, biological process: arginyl-tRNA aminoacylation; mitochondrial translation.
AUGGCCGCCGACGCGUCCUUUGACAACCUGGCCAGACAGUUCACGCACCUGCCGCUCAUCGAAAGACUGCCCAGCUGCUUCCCCGACAUCAACCCUGUCGACAUCUACAGAGCUCACAUCAGCUCCAUCCUCAGCGACAUCACUGGCGCCGACAAGACCGUCAUUUACCCUGUCCUGCAAUGGACCGCCACUCUCGACAAAGGUGACUUGAUGCUUGCAAUUCCUGCCCUCCGCAUCAAGGGUAAACCCGACGAUCUCGGCAAACAAUGGCUGGAGAAGUGGCCCGAUUCCCCCCUCGUUGAAAAGCCCGUCCACAAUGGUGCCUUCCUCUCCUUCUUCUUCAAGCCCGAGCCCAUGGCCAAGACUGUUAUUCCCAUGGCCCUCCAGCGCAACAAGGACUUUGGCUCCAACCCCGCUAACGGCCUUCGCGACCAAAACGACCCCUCCAAAGGCCGCCAAAAGAUUGUCAUCGAGUUUUCGAGCCCUAAUAUCGCCAAGCCUUUCCACGCUGGCCACUUGAGAAGCACCAUCAUCGGUGGCUUCCUCGCUAAUCUCUACCGAAGCGCGGGCUGGGACGUCGCUACCGUCAACUACCUGGGUGACUGGGGUAAGCAGUACGGUGUCCUUGCUCUUGGUUUUGAAAAGUACGGCAGCGAGGACGAGCUUGUCAAGGACCCCAUCAACCAUCUCUUCACCGUCUACGUCAAGAUCAGCAAGGAAGUCGCUGAGGAGAAGGAGCAGGCGGAGAAGCUCAAGGCAGAGGGCAAGGAGGAGGAGGCGCAGGCUAUCCUCGACAAUGGUGUUGACGAAAAGGCCCGCAGCUACUUCAAGAAGAUGACCGAGGGCGACGAGCAAGCCAUUGCUCUGUGGAAGCGUUUCCGUGACUACAGCAUCGAACGAUACAAGCAGACCUACGCUCGCCUCAACAUCCACUUCGACGAGUACUCUGGUGAGAGCAAGGUUUCCGAGGAUGAGAUGCAGCAAGCUGCUGCCAAGCUCAAGGAGAUGGGCCUGGCUCACGAGGACCGCGGUGCUCUUCUCAUGGACUUUACAAAGAGCGUGCCCGGAAAGGAGGGCAAGACCCUUGGCAAGGCCAUUCUUCGCAAAAAGGACGGCACCGCCCUGUACCUCACUCGUGAUAUCUCUGAGCUCAUCAACCGUUAUGAGCGCUACAAGUUUGAUAAGAUGAUUUAUGUCAUUGCCUCGGAGCAGGACCUCCACGUCAAGCAGUUCUUCAAGAUUGUCCGCAUGAUGGGCCGUGAUGACAUUGCUGAUAAAUGCCAGCACGUCAACUUUGGUCUCGUCCUCGGCAUGAGCACCCGGAAGGGCACGGUCAAGUUCCUCAACGAUAUCCUCCGUGACGUCGGUGAACACAUGCACGAGGUCAUGAAAAAGAACGAGGACAAGUACUCCCAAGUUGAGGACCCGGAGCAAAUCGCCGACAAGCUCGGCAUCUCGUCAGUCAUGGUCCAGGAUAUGAACGGAAAGCGCAUCAAUAACUACACUUUUGACCUGUCCCGCAUGACGAGCUUCGAGGGUGACACAGGCCCGUACCUUCAGUACGCGCACGCCCGUCUGUGCUCCAUCCAGCGCAAGGCGGAGCUCAGCGACGAGGCCAUUGCCGCUGCCGAUCUGUCGCUUCUCACCGAGCCCAUGGCCGUCAACCUGCUCCGCGUCAUUGCGCAGUGGCCCGACGUGGUCCAAAAUGUCCUCAAGACGCUCGAGCCCACCACCAUCCUCACGUACCUCUUCAAGCUCACCCACACACUGAGCACUAGCUACACCCAUCUCCGCAUCGUCGGCAGCGAGCCCGAGGUCAUGAAGGCGCGUCUGGCGCUGUAUAACUCUGCUCGUAUCGUUCUCCACAACGGUAUGGGCAUCCUCGGCCUGACACCUGUUGAGCGCAUGUAA